Messenger RNA from Macrobrachium nipponense, 4091 nucleotides. RefSeq names its product mitochondrial basic amino acids transporter-like. The coding region runs from base 416 to 1678 and encodes 420 amino acids. NCBI's taxonomy places the organism in Eukaryota, Metazoa, Arthropoda, Malacostraca, Decapoda, Palaemonidae. Gene Ontology annotation, biological process: mitochondrial L-ornithine transmembrane transport. Gene Ontology annotation, cellular component: mitochondrion. The record is from RefSeq and is a predicted model, not a curated record. Gene Ontology annotation, molecular function: high-affinity L-arginine transmembrane transporter activity. The transcript is spliced from 7 exons.
CCUGGAUAGAGCGGCGGUCCUUUACGGCAAGGCGAUGGCAGGGGAAGGAAGACGAAGAAGGCUGGCUGGCGGAUCGAAAACCAUCUCUCGACAGACGUCAAGUGACAGCCGGACGAUCAACAGCGACGACGACGACGCCGCAUAAGCACGGACGGAGUCGCAGCCAACCGCCGCACAAAAAGCAUAGAAGCAGCAGUAGCUGGCUCUGUUCCAUGCCUGAGAGAUCCACUAGGGAGUUUCCCUCAAGACUUUCAAACAUACCAAGAGAUAAGAGGAGAGAGAGAGAAUAGCCCCGGACGAGUUGCUCAGUGCGCGCGUCUUGUCGCUUGAUCUCAAAAAGGACGUCGCUUGUAUAGACAGUUUUUUUUGGCGUUUUUUUAUAUAUAAAAAUUCUUUUUAAUACAACGCAUGCAAGAUGGCUAUGGAUUUUGUUGCCGGUUGUUUGGGAGGUUGUGCAGGUGUUGCAGUUGGUCACCCGUUUGACACAGUAAAGGUUCGCCUUCAGACGCAGGAUUUCCUGAACCCCAAAUACCGAGGGACAUGGCACUGCUUCAGCGAUACCAUCAAGAAGGAAUCGGUUCGAGGUCUCUACAAGGGAAUGUCUUCGCCGAUGGCAGGCGUAGCCGUGGUCAACGCUAUCGUAUUCGGCGUCCAGGGCAACAUGGCCAGAUACAUGAAGAACCCCGACUCCUUAAGAUCACAGACACUGGCAGGAGCCACUGCUGGUUUCUUCCAAGCCUUCGUCACGUCUCCCAUGGAACUGGUCAAGACGCGCGUGCAACUCCAGACGGAAGCUGCAGCGACGCCGACAGCUUCGUUAUCCACAGCUUCUUCUUCUUCUUCGACCAUCACAGCCUCUCGUAGUUAUGACAGCCCCCUUGAUUGCCUGAGGAAGAUCUACACCACUGAAGGGUUCAAAGGGCUGUUCAGGGGACAGCUCAUCACUCUCGUGAGAGAUGUUCCUGCUCUUUCGACGUACUUCUUCACAUACGAAUAUCUUGCCCAGAAGUGGAGCUCUGACGGGUACGUGUCGGCUCCAGUUGUCCUCGGUGCAGGGGGCAUGGCUGGCAUCGCCUCUUGGGUACUGACAUACCCUAUUGACGUCGUUAAAUCUAGACUUCAGGCCGAUGGCGUCGGAGGAAUCAACAAAUACAACGGCGUGAUCGACUGCAUACGGGCAAGUGUAGCCCAGGAAGGUCUAAGCGUCUUGAGCCGCGGCCUGUUAUCCACCAUCAUUCGCGCCUUCCCAGUCAAUGCGACCACCUUCGCCGUGGUCACCUGGACUCAGCGCCUCUUCCACAAGGAAGGAGAAGACGACCUGCACAGCGACACCUGGAAGGAGGUCCUCGCCGUCGGGGAGAACCUGGUGGAAGCCGCCAAGGUGCCCAUUCCCGCGUUCCUCAACUUGAAGGCGCCAGCCACCAUCCGCACCUUCACUCCUCUCUUGCCCCAAGUCAGGCUUUCGUGUAGCUGCGAGAACCUCAGUUGUAAGACUAACAUAUCGAGUGCCAUCAAAAACAGACUGCCGGAAAUUCUCCUGUGCUCGGAGAGUGCCAGAAUGUCAGACUCUCAGUGUCAGAACGCAGCUUGGAUGAGAACCAGUGAUCAGAUUCUCUCGUCUUGUUCGUCUCUUAGUGCUCUAACGAGACGUCAACACAAUCUCAGCAACGCGCUAUAGUUUUUUUUUUCUUUCUUUUUUAUUUAAAUUCGCUCGCUCAGACCAAAAGAUUAUUUUGUUAUAGGUAGAGUUAGUUAUUUUUAUAUAAUCAUGAUCAUCAUCACUCAAAACGACUUGUUCGAUUUUUAUUUUUUUGUUGCAAUGGCAAACCGCUCUGCAGCCUGGCAGAGCAAAACCCUUGAUAUUAUCAUCUCUUCGUCAUAUCACCGCUGUUAUUUUGUUUUUACUUUCUAAGAGAGAGAGAGAGAGAGAGUCUGACUCCUGGUGAGUCGUGUUACUAUUUUUUUUUAAGAGGUUGUUUCCUACACAAGUUAUACAAUCUGUAUGAAAUCCGAUUGGCGUUUCCGCUGUUAGUGGCUGAUGUGGGAUGCAAUUAGCUAGUUCGUAAUUCAUUGUAUUUAAAAUUAAGAUUACUGCGGGAUAUUUCAAGGAAGGGGCAGGAAUCAACAACCCUUUCAGGGUACCUAACUACCUACAGCCAGUCAACUGUCAUACAGUGAGUAGUGACUGCACUGCUGCCUGUGCGGUUAGUCGCUGCGACUACAAUCUGUUGAGAAAUUCAGUCCAUUUUGCAUAAGAAAUUUUUUUUUCUCUUCUAGCUUCUGACCAUCUGAAGGGAUUACGAAUAAAAUAUCAACAUUGCAAUAGCUGUUUGUUCCUUUUUAGAAGAACAAAAGGAUGUGAAUUCUGAACAGCCAACUGAAACCUUCAUGAACCUUCGACUUGAAAUAUCCCAUAAACACAUUAGAAAUAGAUUGGAUUAUUUGUCGUGGAUGCAAAUGUUCUUAGGCUACAUUAGCCAUAUUUAAAUAGGAAUAUGUAUAUACUAUAUACAAGUGUACAUAAGAUGACUACGCUGCCGUUGGAAACACUUGAGACGUUAGAAGCUCGAUAUUAUUCAUUUCUUACGUGGUGCACGAGGCAUUUCUUUGGUGCUAAUUAAUCUAGAGAACUUUUCUAGUACGUACUGUAGUACCACAGCAACGCACACAGAUAAGCAUAUUUACACGCGCGCGCGCGCGCGUCACCUAUCACGCCAUUCAAAUGUGAGCAGAUACUGUAUCGUAUGAGACUGAGCACAAUAGAAUCAUCUUUCCUUUAUUAUUUUUUUAUUCGCGUAUGGCUUCCUGCAUUUUUGAAAUAAUUUUCUUAGUAAUUAUGAAUUUGGUGAUUGAAAAAUGGAGUUUUUAAGAACGAUGACGAGGAAAGGCCAGCAAUAGUUUAUAUUUAAAUAACCGUAGAUUGAACGUUCCCAUACGCUGCUCUAGACCUAUACUUUUGUCAUCGUCAUCAUCUCUCGGCACAAUCACAUUCAUUUUCCGUUUAUCGAGGCCAUAAACAUCGUUCAAUUUUAUUUAAAGAUUCGUCACGCUGCAGAGGAGUUCCCCGAUAUCGCUGGAAUAAUUCGUGGCAAAGAGUUUCCACUGCGUUCGUAAAUUAACGCCCCGGUGGGACAAUCGCUUUCAGUUUUGCUCAAAAUACAUUUCAGUGCGUUAUGUUGUUGUUGUUGUUGUUGCUGAUGCUGUUGUAUUUGUUGGUCUUGUUAUAUAUUCUUGUUAUUUCUUAAGCUGAGAAGAAGAAGUUUUGAAAGGAAGAGGGAAUAAUGUCACCUCCAAGAAGGAGUUUAAGAAGAAGGGGAAGGUGACAGGAGGAAGAGGCAAUGAAUGACCCCUCCUUCCAAAAUGAGAAAAAAACUUAAAAUAAAAAAAAAGCAUUUUCUCUUACUGUGAUAGGCUAGCUGUUCGUGAAACUGCUGCCCCGUGCCCCAAUUAUUGCCCGCGAAUGCCUCGUAAAUAUAACCGCAAAUGCGUCGUAGAUAUUUUAUGGCAGAUGCGUCGUAAACAUAACCCCCCAAAUGCGUCACGGAUGUCUAUCAAAGAUAUUCCGCUCCACAUAGACUGAUACAAGCGACGACGCUGAGUUCCUCGCGCAAGACGAACGCACGAUAACGUUAUCUCUGUGGUUGCUGACAGUAAGUCAGUCGAUAAUUCUCUAGGACUUUGUUAUACGUUGGUUGCAAUCCUUCGUCCAUGCUUAUGAAUUAUAUCCAAACUCGAGCGGAGACACAUUUGUCGCUGUAGUUUUAAGUUGUAGCUGAUUUCCUAAUACCCAAUAAUUCUUCUGCCAGAUUGGCGGGAGCAAUAGAGUAAAAUCGGUUAUAAAAUUUCCUGCCUACACUACAUCGAUGAGGCAAAUAGUAAUGAAUUAAAGUAGCAUGAAAAAAAUGCUUUCUGUAAGACACGAGGAAUGUGACUUUAUUUAAGUGCCAAAUUACAAAAUGAAAAUUAUAUUUUGUCAGUGUUUUGUAUGAGGGCAAACUAGUGUUUUUAAAUAUCCAAUAAGAAAAAAAAAAAAACUACAUUCCGACACUGGAGUGUAGCUAUGGUUGAUAAAAUGUAUUUGGAUAAUCAAA